AUGGCAGAACAAACGGAAAACGAGUUUCAGAUACACAAUAAUAAUGUAUCCAUAGAGACACUUCCUAUGUAUACACGGCUGCAGUUGGCCAGAUUUAAUGGAGUGGACAAGAGACAACUAUAUGUGGGGAUCAGAGGAUACAUCUACGAUGUUACUGAUAACACUAAAAGCUACGGUCCAGGGAAGGCCUACCACAAGCUAGUGGGUAAGGAUCUGAGCAGGCUCCUUGCGCUUAAUCGUCUACAGUUGAAGCUGGACGAACCGGACAAGGAUGACAAGGAAGUGACCAAUACAUGGUAUACUGGUGAUUUGACAGAGAAGCAGAUAUCAGUGUUGGAGAAAUGGGUAUUGUUUUUCAAAAAGCGGUACCGUAUUGUUGGGGUGAUUGUUGAACACCAUAACAAGAAGGCGUUGGAUGGAUAA
This is a messenger RNA of Sungouiella intermedia, 423 nucleotides long. The record is from the annotation of a GenBank genome assembly. Lineage: Eukaryota; Fungi; Ascomycota; Pichiomycetes; Serinales; Metschnikowiaceae.